AUGUCUGCCCCCAUCAACACCCCCGAGCCCUGGUCCCUCGCCGGCAAGACCGCCGUCGUCACCGGCGCCUCCCGCGGCAUCGGCAAGGCCAUCGCCAUCCACCUCGCCCGCAAGGGCCUCGCCAACAUCGCCAUAACCUACGCCGCCAACCAAUCCGCCGCCGAUGAUACUAUCGAAAAGUGCCGCGCCCUCGGCGUUAAGAAUGCUGUCGUUAUCAAGGCUAAUGCGCUCAACCCUGAUGCCUGGCCCGACGUGAUCAAGCAGGCCCUCGGGGCCCUGAAAGUUGACACCAUCGACAUCCUCGUCAACAACGCCGUCCUCGCCAGCAUCGACCACUACAAAGCCACCCCGGAGCUCAACGCCGACAACUUCUCCGCCGUCAUGGUCGCGAACGUGUACGCCCCCGUGGCGACCACGAUCGCCUACAUGGAGCACGCGGCGCCCAAGGCCGGCGGGCGCGUGAUCAACAUCUCGAGUGUGGCCGGUCGCCUCCCUAACGGAAAUCCUAUGAUCACAUACGGCGCGAGCAAGGCUGCGCUGGACAGUUUCACGCGCUCCUUCGCCGACCAGUUUUCGUCUGAGAAGGGCAUCACGUUUAACAGCGUCAUCGUUGGGCCGACUCUUACGGAUGCGUUUGAGGAGGUCACAAAGUCUAUGCCGAAGGAGCUCAAGGAUAAGUACAUCGCAGAGACGUCUGCUGCUCCAAGGUUCGGAGAGCCGGAGGAUAUUGCUUACAUUGUCGGGUUCCUUGCCAGUGAGGAAGGUAGAUGGGUGAACGGGGCUGCUGUCAGCGCCAAUGGCGGAUUCAGGAGCAUGCUUGCGGCCCUUGACGAUUCUUCGACAAGACCAUCAGACAGCAAACGCUCUACGUGCCAACCGCUUUCCUCGUUCAGACUCAGCAGCGCGACAAUGGAUUACAGCGAGUUAUCCUCAUCCUACAAGCAGUACAAGCUCAAGACCAAUCAAGCCCUCGACUGGCUCAUCCGCGAAGCCAAAGCUCUGCGUGUCACGGCAAACGCUCCUCGUCAAUUCAAGGUAUGGGAGCUGGUUGAUCUAGCCACGGCGUGUGCAAACGCCGGGCGAGUGAUGCCAAAGGAGAUCAGGAGGGCGCUGGAAGAGUCACUUUGUCUGCGCCGGCGAUGUGCGGAGUGGUUUCUUGAACAUGGUUCGGAGGCGGCGAACACAGCCCAUAAGUACUUCAACGACAGCCUCCAGCAGAUUCUUGACACGCUUGCUCCGUCCAAGGCGGAGACUGGAGACGCGGCUCGACCCGCGGCUUCCCGGACCACGAGCAAGCCCUCAUCUGUCGUCCGACCAGCCCAGGAGACAUCCCACACCAACUACUUCGCCGUCCUGGGUGACGAUGGCAACGUCCGCGACUCUUCCUCUGACGAAGACGGCUCCGCUGGCUUCCCAACAGGGAAUGCUAUUGUCAGGCCCGCUAGAGCCGCAAACCGCAAGACAAGACGGCAGCAACGUCGUACCCAAGACGAACAGGGUGGCUGGGCAGCUUUCGAUGAUGACCACUUGAUGGAGCUCUCUUGUCUUCUCAAUGACUGCCGCGACAUUCGCCUUUACCUGCAGCGGCUGUGGGUAGAAUAUGCAAGCGGCAAAGUCGACCUCAUCACUGCAUCGCUUAUGACUCAAGCAGGGUUCGAACACCUCGUCGACCUUGAGACUGUCUUCACCCAGAAGCACCCAAAGCUUGACAACCUGGACUCCAUGACGGACGCUCUUUACUCUUACUAUGCUCUCGGGGACGGCGCCUUACGGGCCGAAACUGCGACAGAAGACGAAAAGCUCCAGGCGGAAGAGACUUCCCCGAGACUCAACAAAGACCAGUGGCUGUUUAGUCAUGGCAUGAAGAAGUGGCUACUUUGUGACGUAUCAUUCGCGCUGAAGUUUCUGAACAGCGACAAGAUGAGAUCAAAGUGCGAAAACCAAUCCAUGUGCUUCACCGACAGUGCAACCUUUGGCUUGGACCCUCUCGAGUUCAUUGCGCUCAUGGCCCUUCGCGAUGAGUCUCUGGCAGCAACGGAUGGAUGGUCCUAUCUCGACCUUCUCACAAAGCGCAUGGCUGAGGAGGAGUUAGAGCCGCCACUUCUUCCCGUCCGUCUCAGCACGGCCGCCAUGUGCAGAAUCUAUCUUGACAUUCUCUACAUAUCGGGCCUAACUUCGCGUCUCUACACGGACUUGCUGAGAUACCUGGACCACAGGCCGUUGAAACGUUUGAGAGAGCGUGCGAAUGAGGGAAUGAAGGAUAACAACGAAGUCGCACGCAAUAUGUGUCUUCGCUUCACUCUGCUGAAUGGAUCGACAGGGCAACCGACCAUCCUUAACCCUAUUAUUCUGGGCAGUGUUCUCUGCAGCCUAGCUCUUCCUGCGCACUUGGGGCAGAUCUAUCGGGUCAACGAGUCCGGAGUUUUGAUGGCCGUCGCUCAUCAGUACAACGCCCUCCGCAUCAUGAGACCGAUCACUGUCCCUCGGUGGCAAGACCUCGAAGUCUUGAUCGAAUUGCAGAAGCAAAGCAUCUUUGCUCCGGAGCCGCCUCAGACUUUCGAUCAAUGCGUCAUCCGAUUUUGGCGAUCCCAGGGCCUCAGGCUGGCCGAGAUCAAGCAAAAGACCACCACAGCCGCCCGCCUUCGUCUUGCCGCGCAGAGAGUCAUCCCCCUGUCUCGUCAUCAGAGAGAAAUCGAGAAGACCGAGGUCAGUCGUGCGGAGGUUCUGAGAACACUCAACUUCCAGAUCAAGUGUGAAUCGCAGCGGAACACUGCUGGAUUCCGCAGAGAGCUGCGCAGCGCUGCGCUGCUCGAGCAUCUCUUCUGUCAAGUGGACGUCACACCCCAUUGGAAAUUGUCGCUUAGUGACAAGGUGGUGAGAGAUGCUGUUGAUGCUGAUUUGAGAAGCCUCUGGGCGGGUCAACGCCCCGGCAAGCGCCCACCCAGCGCCGUGGACCUUCCGGCAGUCGUCUGGCUUGGACAAUUACAAAAGAUGUUUCAGCGAGAGACGGCUGAUUUGUGGUUCGACUACAAGCAAUUGGAGAUGGACGUAACUGCUUUACUGGGCGAAGAUGGCGCAUCGUCGGAGCACGUUGCAGAAUUCUUUGAGAAACCUAAUGGAGGACUGUCUCAAUGGAUGAACCGCAUGUCCGACAAGUCGAGGCUCACUGUAGUCUCCGAUCAUUGGAAAGCUUGGUGCAAGUAA
Molecule: messenger RNA, 3204 nt
Organism: Colletotrichum gloeosporioides
Lineage: Eukaryota; Fungi; Ascomycota; Sordariomycetes; Glomerellales; Glomerellaceae
Product: Short chain dehydrogenase asqE
Exons: 2
Coding region: 1-3204 (1067 amino acids)
Molecular function (GO): oxidoreductase activity
Source: RefSeq, a predicted model, not a curated record